Xyrichtys novacula (pearly razorfish) is the source of this 2857-nucleotide messenger RNA. The record is from the annotation of a GenBank genome assembly. Lineage: Eukaryota; Metazoa; Chordata; Actinopteri; Labriformes; Labridae.
ACAGAUGGAGGAGAGCAGCGGAGUUUCUCCAGGAAAAAAAAACAGGAUUUACGCACGGAGCUGAGGAGGCGCGGGGGAGGAAAAACAUACAAAUCAGAGUGGAAACAAACAAAUCCACCAAAAGUCAGCGGGUCCUCUCAGAGAAAAAACGUUUUAAUUUUCUUUUCACUUUUUAAAUCAGCAGAAAAAAACACCAACAAACUUCUUUGGCUUCACUUUACUCCGUCAAAUCGUUGAAUCCGGUUCUUGAGUGAAUCCUUUCUCGGGCCUGUUUUUUUCCCCUCUAAACCUCGUGUUUCCUUCCGCAGCAACAAGUCAGGCAUGUAUCAGGAGAACCCCGCGCUCCAGACCAGGACCCGGAGCGGACUCAGACCCACUUCAGACAUGCUCCUCCCCGGGUCUCCCUUCCAGCCUUUCCCGCUCUCCUCGGUGCUUCCGCAGAGAAAACACCCGCUGCGACAAAGUGAUUCCCCCGCCGAGAGAGGUGACACCAGCGGCUGCAGAGAGAGAGGGGACCCGAACCGAGCCGAGCCGAACCGACCCGAGUUGGAGAGGAAAAGACGAGAGGCUGGAGGAGAAGCAGCUGCAGCUCGUGCUCCGGUCACACAGGUGCUGUUGAGAGGAAACGGAAACUCUCUCUCUCUCUCUCUCUCUCUCUCUCUCUCUCUCUCUCUCUGUGGUUAUGGGCGUGUCCGUGGAGAAAUCCCGCGUGCAGACUCUCCGCCUCUUUACGCACAGGAGGAAAAUGCAGAAAAGAGAGUAAGGGUGCCGCUGUCCGCCCUCAGGUGUGUUGGUUCUGGUGGUGUGUUUGCAGGUUUUGGUGCUUUUCGAUGUUCUGAUCUUUUUCCUCCUCAACAGGUCCCACAUCCGUUUUUUUCCAGAGUCCCGAGGAGAGGUGACAGAAAGUGUCCGGGUGACCCAGACUGUCCAAUCAGAGGGCUUUAAAUACUCACCAUGAAGAUCUCAGUGCUGGUUUCACGUCUGAUCGGAAUAAAAUCCUCCUCUCACCGAUCCAGCAGCAGUUUAAUCUCUAAUACGGAGUUAAUUUUAAUGAAUUUGUUCCUUUAAUUGUUCAGUUUAAUAACUUUUGAUUUCAUUUAGUGUUUUAAUUUUUAUGAGCUCUGCAGGGAGGGAGCCAAAAGUAUCUCCUUCUUGUUAAAGUGCUUUCAUAACUAUUUACAAAUUUAAACGUUUUAGACCCGAGGGAGAUAAACUUUAUUUCUGUUGUAAGAAAAGUUGUAAAUAUUCUGGUGUUUUGCAGAAAGACUAAUAAAAAACAGACAAUAUUUUUGGAUCCGCAGAUCUGAGGAAAGACACAAAAGGCUUAAAACUCCUGUGAGAAGUUUCUGACUGAUCAUGGUUUGAAAUUUUACUGUGAUCUACAAAAUAAAGACAAGAAAAGAAAAGACAAUAAAAUCUAUGAAAAGAAAAGGAAAAGUAGCUCAUCCGUCUCCAUGGCGACACUCUGCUUCUUGUUUACAUCCUCAUUACCCGCUAACUUGCGAUCAGGUUAAUAAAGCACAGUCACCUGUGUCUCUGCAGCCUCCUGCUGGGUUCUCCUCAGCAGAUCUACAAACUGAUCAAUCAAUAACUUUGAUCAGCUGAUUAGUCUCUCUCUCCUUCUCGCCCUCAUUCUAAUUGGCUGGACCUCACAGGUCAAAGGUCAGCCAGACUGACCUGUAGGAUGUAAACGAAGAGGACUGAUUUCUGACAUGGAGAAACAUCAGUCAGUACGUUUACAUGACAUUAGAGAAAACCGAAUUAUUGCCUUACUCUGAUUAAGACCGGGCAACAGGAGUGCAUGUAAACACAUUAAGGUUGUCACACACCGGGAACAACGCAAAUAUACGACGCAAAAUUAUGAAAUAUUUGGAGGCAAAUUUUGACACGCCUGACCAUACACAUCAAGCGCGAUGCGAUUUCACGACUUUCCGGGGGAAAAAAGACGCGUCACAGGUGGAAGCGAGAAGACUGACACAACACCAGAGUGUGGGGUUGGAAACAGUGCCGCCAAAUAGACCCAUAUCGCCCCCUAGUUUUUGGGGAGGAGGACACAUUCACGUCAAUAAUUCAAUUUUCUCACCUGCAUGUAUACGCGGACAAGGAGAGAAGUGCGAUUCGGCGAAAAAAAAUGAAUUAUGAGCUUAGUCAGAUUACACUGUGCAUGUAAACGCUCUGACUGUCUUAGUUUGACUGUGAAAGGUAAAGGCGUGUCCUUCUCUCCAGCUCCGCCCUCUUGUCUAAAUAUGGUCACUUUCUCUGCAUAUAAAAACACCAUGUUGCUGAAAACAGGAGUCUUUAACAUGUAAGCAAAUGAAAAGUAUGGUGAGGUCGUGGCGGUUCUAGGUCUUCUUAAAACUCUGUUAGAUAUCUCCAAGUCCACCUCUCUGUAUCUGGUGAGUCUGUUUCAGAUUUAUUUACUGAUGUAAUCCCUGAUCUUUCCAAACUUUCUUCAGCCGGGAAUUUCCCGCUGAGUCUCCUCAAAGUUUGAUUCGAAGAGCAGCAUGAAGAGCACCUCUAACAUGAUGCUGACUUCAAAGUGCUGAGCAGGUCGGCCUGAGGCGGCUCUGCAGCAUCAGGUUAAAUAUGAGCUCCUCUACCGCCAUUAAAAACUGCACAUGGUGUAUGUUUGUGAUUAGCAGUCUCGGGGUGUUGUUGCAACUCCUCUUUUACAUCAUCUCUGCUGAGGCUUUUUACCCAGAAGGCCUCACACCUCUUCUUCUUCUUCCUCACUCAAUGCGAUCAAUAUGAAUCCUCCCCUCCCAUCCUCCUCCUCCCGCUCUUCUUCUUCUUCUUCACUCCUACUGUUCUUCUCCUCCUGCAUGCUGAGCCUCUCAGGAGACUCUGUCCUGUAACG